AUGGCAUCAUCUCCUGUUCAAAGCCUGAGAGCAGAGCUUGUAAGAAUUGCCGGCAGUACCCGCGCGACUGUUGGAAUUGCAGUGAAGACGCUGCGGAACUUAGCCCUUCCAGAUCCCUUCAAUGUGCCACGAGUUGAUCUGGAGCUCGUGGUGCCCGAAGAUUCAGCAAGAGAGCCAUUCGAGCGGCGAUUUCCGAUGGCGUCGACGUUUAAGAUACCGCUGGCCCUGUCGGUUCUUCAGAUGGUAGAUGCUGGUCGGUUUUCGUUGGAGCAGAAGUUUGUCCUGGAUGCUUUCGAUGUUCGCCCAGGCACUGGUGUGCUCACUGCAGGACUCCUUGCACAACUGAAAGACGUGCCUCGCGACCUGAUCCGAACAGAGUGUUCCCUCUACGAACUGCUGGAGAAGGCGUUGAACGACUCCGACAAUACAGCCACCGAUGUUUUAUUGGAUCGUGUGGGCGGCCCAUCGGUGGUGUUCGAGCAUAUGAAGAAGCUUGGAUUAGAUGAGAUUCGCGUCGCCAGGAGCUGUUUGGAGCAUCUACGCGACCGUUGUGGCAUCCGAUGUCGCAUUCCGACCCGGAGGUUGCCUGAAUCUGAGAUGGAUAUGGUGGAUUUCGUUGCUUUGCUGGAAGGGCGCAUGGAAAUUCAGCCCCUGGCGGUUUGCUGCCAGCCGGAUCGUGAAUUUGACGCUGACCUGCGUGAUACAACCACGCCUGAAGCCAUGGCCGGUCUGUUGGAGAAGAUCUGGAAUCGAGAAGCUGGGAUAUCAGAUGAUUCGACUCAAGUGUUGCUCGAGAUAAUGGGGCACUGCCGCACAGGGGCGAAGCGCAUUCUUGGUCGCAUGCCGCGAUAUGGGGCCGGCCCUCCGCGAGUGCAGCACAAGACGGGGUCUUUGGGCGGGCGCGCGAACGAUGUAGGAAUUGUCUGCCUUCCAAGCGGCCAUGCCUUUGCGAUUUGUUGCUACACAAGGGGGCUUGCCGACUUCGUAGCUCAGAGUACCACUGGUGAUUUGUACGAGGAUCGCGAGCGGUUGAUCGCAGACGUUGCGCGUGCGUGCUACGACUUCCACUUGUUUGCGUGCAGCUGA
Symbiodinium sp. CCMP2456 is the source of this 1086-nucleotide messenger RNA. Lineage: Eukaryota; Dinophyceae; Suessiales; Symbiodiniaceae. The record is from the annotation of a GenBank genome assembly.